Messenger RNA from Cladophialophora psammophila CBS 110553, 3588 nucleotides. RefSeq lists its product as uncharacterized. Gene Ontology annotation, cellular component: site of double-strand break; nucleus. The record is from RefSeq and is a predicted model, not a curated record. Lineage: Eukaryota; Fungi; Ascomycota; Eurotiomycetes; Chaetothyriales; Herpotrichiellaceae. The coding region runs from base 1 to 3588 and encodes 1195 amino acids. Gene Ontology annotation, biological process: DNA repair; proteasome-mediated ubiquitin-dependent protein catabolic process. The transcript is spliced from 3 exons. Gene Ontology annotation, molecular function: nucleic acid binding; protein binding.
AUGUCUUAUAUUGUACCAAUCCACCCCCCAAGCGGUGUACGCCAUGCCAUCAAGUUGAAUUUCUUAGAGCCUACUAUUGACACACUAAUUGUCGCGAAAGCAAACCGACUCCAAAUAUUCGAGCAAGGACCGGAAGGCUUGACCUUGCUGCACACGAAGACCGUCUAUGGCUACAUCACCAUCCUCGAGAAGCUCCGCCCAGAAUCUUCCAAGACCGACCACCUCUUCGUCGGGACAGAUCGCUACCAAUACUUCACCUGUUCAUGGAACCCGCAGACAAAACAGCUACAAACAGAGCAAAGCUAUGUGGAUCUGGCAGACAAGGUCCUUCGCAGCUCGCAAGAGGUGGAUAGAUGCCACGUUGACCCUACGCGGCGGUUCAUGACGCUGGAGCUAUACGAUGGAGUAAUAUCAGUUUUGCCUUUCGUACAACCUUCCAACAAACGGAUCAAAAGAGAAAACACUUCCAGUACCCAGGUCGGAGCUCUCGGCGAGCCGGUCCAGGUCAGGGUCCCGGAGUUGCUGACGAGAUCGUCUACUUUUCUGGAAAUGGACCCCGACUCCAAAGACAAUCCGAGGCUGGCAAUCUUGUGGGAAGACAAUUUGGAGAACCCACAACUGGUGCUGAAAGAGCUCAAGUAUCGUUCUGGUGGAGACCAAGCAUCUGCGGACCUGGAGACAGUAGCCGAAUUGAAGGGUGAUCAGCUCGACAAGGGCGUGAGCCAUCUCAUCCCCGUACCUGUACCGUACGGGGGCUUCCUGAUUCUCGGCGACCACGCUAUUCGCUACGUCGACCGUGACUUGACUAGUGUCGUUACCCAGCCCCUGGAGGACAGCUCGACCAUCUGGGCCUGUUGGACCAAAAUCGACGAUCAACGGUGGCUCCUCGCAGAUGACUACGGCAAAUUGUUCUUUUUGAUGAUCGAGACUAGCUUUUCCGAAGUGAUAUCAUGGAGAUUGGAUCCUGUCGGUGUUACCUCAAAGGCUUCUUGUUUGAUAUAUCUCGAUGACGGCUAUGUCUUCGUCGGGUCGCAUGCGGGCGAUUCCCAGGUUGUCCAUAUCGAGGAGGAAGGUGUUCGCAUUGUUCAGACCCUCCCCAAUAUUGCCCCUAUCCUGGAUUUCACCAUCAUGGAUCUAGGUCGAGGCGCUGAAGGCGGCGCGGCUCCCGAGUUCUCGUCCGGCCAGGCUAGGAUAGUGACAGCUUCUGGCGCUUGGCAGGAUGGUUCCAUUCGAAGUGUUAGGAGUGGUGUUGGUCUGGAAGAGAUUGGCACGAUUGGCGAACUAUCUCACAUUAUUGAUCUAUGGGGCUUGAGCUCGACAGGCCUGGGCGACAUUCAAGACACUUUACUGGUCUCUUUCGUCAACGAGACACGAAUAUUCAAAUUUGACGCAGAAGCUUCAGUUGAAGAAGUGGACGACUUUUAUCACCUCGAAUUCUCCCAACCCACCCUCCUCGCGGCAAAUAUUCCCGACCGAAAGCUGGUUCAAGUUUACGAGACUGGUCUCCGUAUUACAGAUCUUGAAUCCGGUAUGCUGACGCUGGAAUGGAAACCGCCCGACGCGGCGGCGAAGAUAACAGCUGCAAGUGCAAACUCGGUCCAUCUUCUCCUGGUCGAAGGUGGCCACACUCUCCAUGUUUUCCACGCCGCGACUAGUGACGCUAAACCCACCGUUUCAAAGACCUUCCCAACCGACUCGCAAAUCUCGGGCGUGACAGUUCCAGACACGCAGAGCAACGUAUGUAUUGUCUCAUUCUGGCAAACCGCCUCCGUUGCUGUCCUUGACCUACAUUCGCUCGAUAUCCUCCUUUCACAACCACUUGGCACCCCUGGAACAGAUAUUCCACGAUCAGUUCUGGUUGCUGACGUCCUGCCUGACGCCCCUCCGACCUUGUUUGUUGCAAUGGCCGAUGGCACGGUCCUGUCAUAUUCGUUUGACCUUUCAAAUAAUUCUCUGUCCGACAUGACGAGGAUCUUACUUGGGACAGAACCUGUAUUCUUUAAGCAACUACCUAGGGACAGCCGCUCAGGACUGUCCAACAUAUUCGCCUCAUGCGAGCAACCUUCCUUGAUAUAUUCUUCUGAAGGUAUCAUUAUUUAUUCGGCUGUAAACGCUGAUAGUGCAUCUCGCGUCUGUAGCUUCAAUUCGGAAGCAUAUCCCGAGGCCAUCGCCAUAGCAACUCCCAGCGAGCUCAAGCUGGCCUUGAUCGGCAAGGAGAGGACAACUCAAUUGCAGACGCUCCCCGUUCACGAAACGGUCAGGUGUCUCACCUACGAAGUGCAGGCCAAGAUAUUCGCGAUGGGCUGCGUCAGUCGAACCAUCGAGGGCGGCGCGGAAAUAAUAAUGAGCUCCGUCAAGAUCGCUGAUGAAGUGAGCUUCAAGCAAUUGGACUCGAUAGAUCUGCGUGACAACGAGUUGGUAGAGUGUAUUGUCGCAGCAGGUUCUUUCGAGGCAGAGAGCGACUACGGGGAGAUGUUUGUGGUAGGGACAAGCCUUCUAGAGGAAAGAGAACCUGGUCAGGAGGAAUGUCUGAGAGGUCGAAUACUGGUUUAUGAGGUGAAUAAAGAAAAAAGGCUGAAGGAAAUUACUCAAAUCACGGUCAAGGGGGCCUGUCGAAGUCUAGCCAUGUACGAAGGCCAAAUUGUGGCGGGCUUGGUGAAAACGGUCGUUCUCUACGGCCUCGUGGCCUCAUCAACAAGAGGAGACCCAUCACUCAGACUGGAAAAACUGGCCGCGUACCGCACGUCGACAAACCCGCUUUCUCUUGCCGUAACGCCCCGCACCGAGCGCUCUGCCCCUAUGAUCGCCGUCGCAGAUCUAAUGAAAUCCUUGUCCAUCCUCCAAAUCGCCCGCGAUAACUCUUCCGAAACAGGAUAUGUUUUCCGUGAGAUAUCCCGCCAUUUUGCUACACUCUGGUCGUCGGCCACUUCAUGGAUAAAUGAAAAUGAAUGGGUUGUUGCCGACAUGGAAGGCAACUUAACCAUGCUCCGUCAGGGUGACGGUGGUGAUGGACUGGGCUAUGCUAGCCGCCGGCUGGAAGUUACGGGAGAAUUCCGCCUGGGGGAGGUUGUCAACAAGAUUGUCCCCUUGGCACAAUCUCCAGCGCCAGCGAGGGAGAGCAGGAAUCACCACACAAUGGGCUCCGAGGAGGCAACCGAGUUUUCGGACUCAGAUGAUCGGCUUUUCGAUGGAUCGAAGAAGCAGGUCGCUUCCAAGAUACCCCGAAAGGGGCCGCUGGUUACCCCACGGGUGUUCCUCGCGACUAUCGAGGGUGCGAUAUACAUGCUGGCCACCAUCAAUCCAGCUUUUCUGAACGUGCUUUUGACAUUACAGUCUACAUUGGCAAACCGAGUGCAGGCCCCGGGGUAUAUGCCGUGGAGUAAAUUCCGGGCGUGGAAGACUGAGGUGCUAGAGAAGGAUGAGCCAUUCCGGGUAGUGGACGGAGAGAUGUUGGAGCAGGCGUUCCUAAGUAUGGGUGACGAGGAAUUAGAAGGAGUGUUAAGGGAGGGUGGACUGUUAGAGGAGCAAUGGGGAGUGACUGUACACGAGGUAAGGAGGUGGGGGGAAGAGUUGAGGCGGUUGUGUUAG